Candoia aspera is the source of this 4819-nucleotide messenger RNA. RefSeq names its product pregnancy zone protein-like. The record is from RefSeq and is a predicted model, not a curated record. Gene Ontology annotation, cellular component: extracellular region. NCBI's taxonomy places the organism in Eukaryota, Metazoa, Chordata, Lepidosauria, Squamata, Candoiidae. Bases 86 to 4516 code for a protein of 1476 amino acids. Gene Ontology annotation, molecular function: endopeptidase inhibitor activity. The transcript is spliced from 36 exons.
AAGGACAGCGCAGGAGAGGUGGACAGCUGCCUGUCCUCUCUGACCCACCAGCUGUGACUCCUCCACCAGCUGUCCUCGCCGCACAAUGGGGAACAACCGGAUACUUGCAGGACCCCACAUUCUCCUGGGGCUCUUCCUCCUCCUCGGGGAGGCCUUAACAUCGACCACAGAACCGCAAUACCUGGUCCUGGUGCCUGUUGUUGUCCCCACGGAAACCUCCCAGAAGAUCUGUGUCCAGAUGAGUCACCUGACUGAGCCAGUAACGCUGAGCAUUACCAUGGAAUAUGGCUUGCAGAACAGGACCCUCCUAAGGGAAGAGGUCUCCAAGAAAGACCUCUUCCAGUGCACCCCAUUUCAGCUCCCCAAAUGGGAAAGGUCCUUUGGCUCCCACAUAGUGCUUGUCACAGUGGAGAUAACAGGGUCAACCCUGAAGUACCUGAAUCGGAAAAGACUGUAUGUCAAAAAUCAGGAGAGCCUUGUCUUUGUUCAGACUGACAAACCCAUCUACAAACCACAACAGGAAGUUCUAAUUCGUAUUGUCUCUCUGGAUAAAGAUUUCCUUCCUGUGAAUGAGAAGUUUCCUUUGGUCUACCUCGAGGACCCCAAGAGAAACCGGGUGUUCCAGUGGAGAGAUGUGCUACUGAAGGUGGGCCUUGGCCAGCUGAGAUUUCCUCUGGCUUCUGAGCCCGCCUUGGGCACCUACAAACUUGUGGCCCAGAAGGUUUCUGGAAGAAAGGUUGAACAUUCCUUUGUGGUGGAUGAAUACGUGUUGCCCAAGUUUGAUACGGAAGUAAAGGUCCCCAAAGUCAUAACGAUUCUGGACAAGGAGAUGACUGUAACCGCCUGUGGCAAGUACACCUAUGGGAAGCCCGUUCCUGGCCUGGUGAACAUCAGGGUCUGCCGGAGAUAUUCCUAUUACAGAAGCUCAUGUUACGGUACAGAGUCAGAAGCUGUCUGCGAAGAAUUCAGUGGAGAGGCUGAUAUACACGGGUGCUUCUCUCACCUGGUGGAUCUGAAGAUAUUCCAGAUGAAGAGGGAUGGAUUUCAGAUGGAGAUCCAUGCGGAGGGCACAAUCACCGAAGAAGGGACAGACAUUGCGCUGACCGGCAAAGCUACCACACAGAUAACUUCGACCAUCAGCAUCAUCACCUUUGAAAAUGUGGACGCUUUCUACAAGCCCGGGCUCCCCUUCUCUGGGGAGAUGAAGCUUGUGGAUGGCCUCAAGAGGCCGAUGGCCAACAAGACCAUUGAGCUUCAAAUAUCAGAAAUAAAGAACGUUUCCCACUACACCACUGACGGCGAGGGACGAGCCCACUUUUCCAUAGAGACUUCUAACUUCACGAAUGACGCCAUUCAUCUCACUGCAACUUAUCAAAAAGAAUCUCCAUGCUACGAUAGGAACUGGGUCUCCCCUAAUCAGCAAAAUGGCCAUUUCUCAGCGCCACGUUUCUAUUCUCCAAGUCAAAGCUACCUCAAAAUGGAAUUGCAUCCCGGGACGCUAAGCUGCGGACAACAUACAGUCAUCCCAGUCCAUUACAUUCUCAACCCAGAUGUCAUAAAGGACGAAGAAGUUGUCUUUCACUACUUAGUGGUGGCGAAAGGGAAGACUGUGAACACUGGUACUUACACCCUGAAAGUAAAGGAUCAUAAAGGAAUAUUUACCCUGGACCUCUCUGUGGAUGUCAUAACUGCUCCUUUGGCCCGCUUCCUUCUGUACUCAAUAUUGGAUAAUGGAGAACUUGUGGCAGACUCUGCAGAUUUUCCUGUUGACACCUGUUUCUUAAAUAAGGUGAAGCUGAGAUUUGCUGAACGGGAAGGCCUGCCCGGCAGCAACAUAAACCUCCAUCUUGCGGCUGCGGGCGACUCCCUCUGUGCUGUCCACGCAGUUGACGAGAGUGUCUUCCUCCUGAAGCCCGAAGCUGAGCUUUCUUCUAAAACGAUUUAUGAUUUGCUGCCUUUAAAAGACCUCAGAGGCUACUACUAUGAAAGUGAGAAUUUGGAAGACCCAGACACAGACCCCUGCGUGCCUCCCAAAAAGAUCAUUGUGGACGGCAUCCGCUACCAAACGGAUAUCUAUUCUUAUGGUGAAGGUGAUGCCUAUGCAGUUCUCAGGGACAUUGGUUUCAAAGUUUUUACUAGCACCAAGAUGCACAAGCCUAAUAUUUGCAGAGAAAUUCUGGAAUACAGCUCAAGGGUCUAUGAUAGUGGAAGUGGUAUGAGAACACCUGCAAUUGCUGAAAUGACCAGCAGUUCAGUUCCUGCCCUACAAGAAGUGGAAACAACCAUGAGGACCAUGUUCCCGGAAACCUGGAUAUGGAUGUUGAAGGAUCUUAGCGGUGAAGGAAGCAGAGAGACUGAGGUCACUGUGCCCGUCACCAUUCCGGACACCAUCACGGACUGGAGAGCAGGGGCCUUCUGCCUGUCCCCAGCGGUGGGCUUUGGCCUGGCCCCAACCACCUUCCUCAGGGCCCUCCAGCCGUUCUUCACUGAAGUCACUCUGCCAUACUGUGUAACGCGAGGAGAAACCUUUGUCAUGAAGGCCACCAUCUUCAACUAUCGGCAACACAGUCUCCAGGUCUCCAUAUCGCUGCUGCUUUCACCUGACUACGACGCGUCCCCUGUGGAAAAAGAAGAGGCUUCUUAUUGUCUGCCUGUGGAUGGGAGGAAGACAGUGUCAUGGAAGGUUAUUCCGAAAUCUCUAGGGGAAGUGAACUUCACCAUCACUGCAGAGGCCCUGAAAUCCAGCCAGCUCUGUGGGAAUGAAAUUGUGGAAGUGCCUACCAAAGGCCAAAGGGACAUCGUGGUCAAAACCCUCUUAGUUGAGCCUGAAGGAAUCGAGAAGGAAGUGGUCAUCAACAAUCUACUAUGUGGAGCCAAAGGCACCCAGUCCACAACUAUUUCCUUGAAGGUCCCAGAGAGGGUAGUGGAGAAAUCUGCAAGGGCUAACUUCUGCGUGUUGGGUGAUAUCUUAGGCUCCACCAUCCAGAACCUGCAUCAGCUUCUCCGGUUGCCUUUUGGCUGUGGGGAGCAAAACAUGGCCCUGUUUGCCCCCAAUAUUUACAUCCUGGACUAUCUGAACAAGACUGGGCAGCUGAACGAGGAAACUGCGUCAAAGGCGAUCGGAUACUUAGUGGCUGGCUACCAGAGGCAGUUGAACUACAAGCAUGCUGACGGUUCCUACAGUACCUUUGGCCAACAUAACAAUGAGCCUGGAAAUAACUGGCUGACGGCUUUUGUGUUGAAGUCCUUGUCGGCGGCGAAGAGCUACAUCCCUGUGGACGAAAAACACCUGAGUGAUGCUCGGAUCUUUUUGUCCUUAAAGCAGAAGGAAAAUGGCUGCUUCCAGAGCACCGGGGCACUCCUGAACAAUGCCCUAAAGGGUGGAGUUGACAAUGAGGCCACUCUCUCAGCCUACAUCGCCAUUGCUUUGAUGGAAUCCUCCUUGUCUGACACGUCUUCCGUACUGCGAAAUGCGUUGUUUUGCCUGGAGACGGCAUCUCAGCAGAAAGAGAACGAUGUUUACACCCAGGCCUUGUUGGCGUAUGCCUUUGCUCUGGCACAUAAAAAGGACAAGCUGGCAGAAAUGUUGCACAGCCUUCAAGAAAAGGCUGUGAAAGGAGAAGAUGGCUCCAUUCACUGGGAGAGGCCUGUGAAGCGAGAGGAGAAACCCCACCUUCCAUACUACCAGCCUCGCGCUCCCUCGGCAGAGGUGGAAAUGACCGGCUACGUGCUCCUUGCUUCCAUGAAGAAGUCUCCAGAAUCGUUCCGGGAAGAUCCGGCCAUACCCAAGAUGGUGAGAUGGCUGGCCAAGCAACAGAAUCCCAAUGGAGGAUUUUCUUCAACACAGGACACCGUGGUGGCCCUCCAGGCCCUCUCCUUGUAUGCGGCUGAGAUUUUCUCCAAGGACAAAGCAGGCGCCAUAGUGACCUUGAAGUCUGGUGGGAACGAUUUGAAGCAAUUCCAUGUAGACAACACCAACAGCCUUCUGCUUCAGUGCCAUGCCCUGCCCAGUGUGCCUGGGGAGUACACUGCCGACCUGACUGGGGAAAGUUGCAUCUACCUGCAGACCACCUUGCGGUACAAUGUGCACCCAGCCCCAGAGGAUGAACCAUUCUCAUUGAGCGUCAGCACAAUUCCCGAAACAUGCGUUGGACCCAAGACCCACAAAGAAUACGACAUUGCAAUAAACGUCAGUUACACUGGCAAGCGCCUGGUCUCCAACAUGGUGAUUAUUAACGUUAAGAUGAUCUCUGGAUUUGCACCAAAUAAGCUGUCUGUAAAAAAGCUGGAAAAGCAGGAUCUAAUUAAACGAACAGAUAUAGCUGCCAGUAGCGUUGUGCUGUAUUUGGAGAAGCUGACCAAUGUCACCCAGCAUCUCUCUUUCUCGGUGGAACGGAGCAUCAAUAUCCAGAAUCUGAAGCCUGCAUUUGUGGAGGUGUAUGACUAUUACGAAGAUGAAUCAGCGGUGGUUGAAUAUAGCGCCCCCUGCAGUACAGCUAAGCAUGGGAACGUGUGAAGAACAAAAUCCUCCUCCGCCAUCCCGAGUCAGUCCCACUGCUGCUUUCUUGCCUAUCCUGACGAGAAAGCACAGCCAGAAGACAGCGACCCAAAAACCCCGGGAAGAAAAUCUGGUGCACUUUGCCACUUAAGAACCCUCUGAGUGCCUUGUCUACAGCUUUAUGAGCCCUAAGGAAUGUGAGUCACACCACUGGCUUCACCUCCUCUCUUUUUGGGUCUGGAAAAAGAAACAUCUGGCAUUUGCUAUUGUCUCCUCUGGGGGUUGAAACGAACAAAUAAAUAAAUACAUUUUUGGAUUCCA